Messenger RNA from Anguilla rostrata (American eel), 2051 nucleotides. RefSeq names its product vomeronasal type-2 receptor 26-like. Bases 575 to 1696 code for a protein of 373 amino acids. Gene Ontology annotation, biological process: G protein-coupled receptor signaling pathway. The transcript is spliced from 3 exons. The record is from RefSeq and is a predicted model, not a curated record. Lineage: Eukaryota; Metazoa; Chordata; Actinopteri; Anguilliformes; Anguillidae. Gene Ontology annotation, cellular component: plasma membrane. Gene Ontology annotation, molecular function: G protein-coupled receptor activity.
UUAACAAAAGUUGCUUAAUAGAUUCAUUUAACAUGAAUGACUAAUGAUUACAAACAGUGCUUCUGCUAUAAUCCUGUCUAUUAUUAUCUAAUGUGUAGUGAAAUAUUUUAAGUAUUUUCUCAUAACCUUUAGUUCUGCUGUAUUGAUCACCCACAAUUAUGUAUUUAAUGUAGAUUACUUCUAAGGUUACAAUCGUGAGCACGUGCUAUAAUUUGUAGGGUUGUAAUUUUGAAUAUUCAUGUUUGCGUUUAAAGUUUAUAGUAUUCUCCUUACAGAUUUGAAUGUUCUGUAUUACAGUGUGUUCAGUAUUUAGUGUUAGUUUUACUAACAAUUUAAUUUGCAUUUGGUAGUGCAUGAAUUGUUUAAAAGUUCCAAGCAUGCACUGUUAACAGUUUUCAUUUUUCAUCACCCUUUGUUCAAUUUUGUUAAACAUUGUUGAAAAUCGUGGAAGAUUCUCCACUACCUCCACACCGUCAACUUCACCACACCUGCGGGUGAGGCUACACACUUUGAUGAGAAUGGUGAACCACCAGCUGCUUAUGACAUCAUUAACUGGCAAGUGGGAUCACAGGGGAUGGUGGAGUUUGUCAAGGUGGGAGAGUUUGAUUCUGCGGAUGGAUCUCACAGCGAGCUUGACAUCAAUGUGACAAGAGUCGUCUGGGGCAGUGGCCAGAAUGAGGUGCCUGUGUCCAUCUGCAGCAUGCCCUGUCCCCCAGGCACUCGAAAGGCUGUGCAGAAAGGAAAGCCCAUCUGCUGCUUUGACUGCUUACCAUGUGCAGAAGGGGAGAUCACCAACACCACUGGUUCAACAGAGUGCCAGAAGUGCCCAGAUCGAUUCUGGUCAAAUGCUGCUCGAACAACCUGCAUCCCAAAAGAGGUGGAGUUCCUGUCCUUCCAGGAGACCAUGGGGAUCAUUCUUGCUGCUCUUUCAGUCUCUGGGGUGGUCCUCACUGGCUGUGUCAUUACCACAUUCUUUUUCCACCGGGACACGCCCCUUGUUAGGGCAAACAAUGCAGAGCUGAGCUUCCUGCUGCUGCUGUCACUCUCUCUCUGCUUCCUGUGUGCACUGGCCUUCAUCGGUCGCCCCGCCCCCUGGUCCUGUAUGUUGCGCCACACGCUGUUCGGGAUCAGCUUUGUGCUCUGCAUUUCCUGUGUCCUCAGCAGGACGGUGGUGGUGCUGGUGGCCUUCCGUGCCUCAGUCCCUGGCAGCAACAUCAUGCGGUACUUUGGCCCGGUGCAGCAGAGACUGGCCAUCUCCCUCUGCACCUCUGUCCAGGUGCUCAUCUGUGUGCUGUGGCUGGUUCUGUCACCACCCAUCCCAGCUGAGGUACAGGGGCGGAGUGCCAGGAUCAUCCUCGAGUGUGAUGUGGGCUCAGGGGCUGGAUUUGCCUGUGUCCUGGGCUACAUCGGCCUGCUGGCAGCCACCUGCUUCCUGCUGGCCUUUUUAGCCAGGAAGCUCCCAGACAACUUCAAUGAAGCCAAGUUCAUCACCUUCAGCAUGCUCAUCUUCUGCGCUGUCUGGAUCACCUUUGUCCCAGCCUAUGUCAGCUCCCCAGGAAAAUAUACGGUUGCUGUGGAGAUAUUCGCAAUCCUGGCCUCAAGCUAUGGACUCCUUCUCUGCAUCUUUGCUCCCAAGUGUUAUAUAAUCCUACUGAGACCAGACAGGAAUACUAAGAAGAAGAUGAUGGCCAAAUAAAAAUCAUAAAACAUAAUUACAUUUAAAUGCAUGAUGGCAUAUUUAUCUGGCUUUGUUUAGUUGUUGGAUCACUAGACCAGUCAACUUCCAGAGCUGAAGCUGCAAGACAUUUAAAAUCCCAAUAUUAACUAAAUGCAGAAAAUUAAUGUGUCACCACUUUGUUAUACAAUUGAAUCUGUUCUCUAUCUUCUUUGUUCUAGCUUUCUCUACACACAUAGUUGUCUUGUAAACAAAAAAUGUGAAAUCAUUAAACCAUAAAACAUUGAAAUAUUAAAAUAAGAAAUGUGAAAUUGUCAAUACUAUAUCAUGCAAUAAAUUACAAAAGAUUCCAGGAAGUAACUUAUAAAAAUAAAAC